This is a messenger RNA of Rhipicephalus sanguineus (brown dog tick), 1124 nucleotides long. Its product is annotated as histidine protein methyltransferase 1 homolog. Gene Ontology annotation, biological process: peptidyl-histidine methylation, to form tele-methylhistidine. The record is from RefSeq and is a predicted model, not a curated record. Gene Ontology annotation, molecular function: protein-L-histidine N-tele-methyltransferase activity. The transcript has 7 exons. NCBI's taxonomy places the organism in Eukaryota, Metazoa, Arthropoda, Arachnida, Ixodida, Ixodidae. The coding region runs from base 237 to 1079 and encodes 280 amino acids.
ACGAACAUGGCGCGCUCCACGAGUGGCAGCAUGUCGUUUUCUUGAACACAUAUCUGUUUACGUUACCGCUAUUUAUUCUAUGAUAAUGCGUUUUCAGGCUGUCGUACAGACACAGAGUUAUCGUGCAAAUGUUAUAGGCGUCGCAUACUAGUGCUGUCAACUGUACAUAUCUGAUUCGGAACUUGGUUUGCGUGUGAGCUCCCGACGUCGCAGACCGAAGGAAACCCCAACUCGACAUGUCUUUCUCAUUUAAGUUUGAUAUACCGGAUGCUGAGGACGCGGACUUGAACCAGAUCGAGCCUGUUGGUUCGGAGCGCAAACACUUGGCCAAGCCUGUUGCACCUUAUGAGGAGGUCCUGCCGAGACAGGAGCUUGAAAACCUACAUGAAAGUCUGGAGAAAAGCAUGUUGGACUUGACAUCUAUCAAGGUAACAUUCCUAGUUGGCGGCCAAAUGGAAAGUCUCCUCAGGGGUGAUGUUCUCGAGGCGACUGAAGGGAAUCUGGACAUAGUUCCCAGUGUUUACGAAGGUGGUAUGAAGGUUUGGGAAUGCUCCAUUGAUUUGGCGGAGUACAUUGAAAACCAUCUGAGCAUUGAUGACGAAAGUAAAGUACUUGAGCUCGGGUGCGGUGCUGGCCUUCCAGGUCUCGUGGCCUGCCUCAAAGGUGCUUUCGUGGACUUCCAAGACUAUAACAAGCAGGUGUUGGAGCUUAUCACCAUACCCAAUGCCUUUUCCAAUAUUGGUGCUCGGGUGAAGAAAAGGUGUCAUUUCUUUGCAGGCGAUUGGAGUGCAUUAGCAGACAACAUUGCGCCAUCUCAAUAUGAUUUCAUCCUGACAAGUGAAACCAUUUACAACACCACCAGUUACCCGUCCUUGAUUGCAGUUCUGAAGAAGGCAAUCAAGCGCACUGGUAUUGUCCUUGUUGCUGCCAAAACUUGCUACUUUGGAGUUGGAGGUGGCACGAGGUUAUUUGAAGAUGCUUUGGCCGUGGACGGAUUUUUCACAUCACGUGUUGUUUUCAUCACGGACUCCGGUGUGCAACGAGAAAUUCUGGAAUUGCGUGUUGUGCCUCCGCCCUGACAUUGCCCGCAGGCAUGCAAUAAACUCUUUUGUACAGACCAGCCU